Messenger RNA from Oncorhynchus nerka (sockeye salmon), 2877 nucleotides. It is a transcript of the gene bub1bb, whose product is annotated as BUB1 mitotic checkpoint serine/threonine kinase Bb. The record is from RefSeq and is a predicted model, not a curated record. The transcript is spliced from 9 exons. Gene Ontology annotation, biological process: mitotic spindle assembly checkpoint signaling; meiotic sister chromatid cohesion, centromeric. Gene Ontology annotation, cellular component: nucleus. Lineage: Eukaryota; Metazoa; Chordata; Actinopteri; Salmoniformes; Salmonidae. Bases 261 to 1538 code for a protein of 425 amino acids. Gene Ontology annotation, molecular function: protein kinase activity.
GGCGAAAAACACAUUGAUUUUUUCAAACGAGUUUCUCGUUUACUAACAUCGUUGGGUGUGACCAUCCAAUCAUCUUUGUCCAAAUCUUCUCGCGGUUCGAGUUCAAAAGACACAGAGCAACCAGCAUGAAAAGGACAACGACCCAGUCCAGUGUUGUUUAACUUUCACAAAAAAUAUACAUAUUUUAUCAAGAAAGUUGUUGAAGAAAAAAUAUAUAUCUAGCACGCUGUUAUUGUAGCUAGCUGACUUACAGAACCAAAAUGGCAGAAGGUGGAGAGGCAGACUGGGAACUUUGCAAAGAGAACAUCCAGCCCUUGAAGAAAGGUCGGGCCAUAUCAGUUUUACACCAGGCACUCAGUCAACAGCAAGAGGGUUCGAGCUCUGCCACCAACCAACACAAACAGGCUUUUGAGUCUGAACUGAGAGUGUAUGAUGGAGAUGACCCCCUUGAUGUUUGGGAUCGGUAUGUUAAAUGGACAGAGCAGACCUAUCCACAGGGAGGAAAGGAGAGUAACCUUACUGUGCUUUUGGAGAGAGCUGUGAUGUGCUUUACAGAGGAAAAUAAAUAUCACAAUGACAGCCGUUAUGUUGACCUAUGGAUCAAAUUUGCAGAGAGCGGUCACGAGCCUUUGGAUAUCUACAGAUAUAUGCGAGCCCAGGGAAUAGGUGUACAACAGGCUUCCUUCUACAUUGCCUGGUCUGAGGAGUAUGAGCAUCAGGGUAACUCUCGAACAGCAGACAGUGUCUACCAGGAGGGCUUCAAGCGUGGGGCUGAACCUCUGGAGAAACUCCUGCAGUUCCACAAGGCUUUGCAGGCGCGUGUGUCCCGGCAGGUGAUGUCUGGAAUGGUGAAUGACGAGGAGGAGGAAGCUGAGGCAGCAAAGCCUGAGCGGGUUUCUCUGGUGGAUCUAAAACACAGGGGGAAGAAAAAGGCUGUUGCACCCAUUAGUAGAGUUGGUGCAGCACUAAGCAGUAAUUCACGAAGCCUACAGUUACAAGGCCCACCAGCUCUGGCCAGCAGUGGUCAAAACCGUUGCCUUGUGAUCUUUGAUGAGAACAAGGCUGUCAGCGCUGAGCCCUCUGAACCAAAGUUGGAAUCUUGGAUGGCCCCACCCCCAUCGAGAUUCAAGGAGAACGAGCAGAGGCCUGAGAAAUGGAGCGACGUAAAGAUGCCAAUGAAGUCCAGGUUUGGUCACAGUGUUGUGGCUCUGCCCAGCAAGCCAAACUUCCAGCCCUUUGUGGAGGAGUCGGAUCAGCCUCCAGCUAUGACACCGUGUAAGAUCAACCCAGCGGUGAAUUCAGUGUUGUCUGCGCGGAAGCCCUGCGGGGAUGAGACUCCUCUGAAGAGACUGCAGCAACAGCAGCAGGAAGAGGGGAAAGCUCUGGAGCAGAGCAUGUACUGCAAAAAGCUGCUGCUCAGUGGCGCCUCCGAGUUCUGCUUUGAGGAACUGCGGGCUGAGCGCUACCGACAGAAGAAGGCCUUGGAGUCAGGGGGCAGUGGCAAGGAAGAGCAAGCGAGCUCUGGUCUUCCAAACUGACACAUUUCAACAAGGACAUGUUCAGUGUUUUAUUAUUAGGUAGGAGACUAUCAGUGUCAUCAUGUAUGUAUUUUAGAGUUUGUGUAUAUAAAAAGUUUCAAACCUGUCCACUGUGGGAGUCAAACCCACAAGGGUCAUGCUCUACUAACUGAGCCAGACGGGACCACUAAUAACACACUACGUAUCUGUCUUUCUUUCCUGCUGCUUCAUGUAACCUCUCAGUGUAAUUAACCUUUCAAUGGUGUAGGAAUGACAGGGAGAAAUCCAGAGGUGAGAAUGACACGGUUAAAUUCAUAUCGAUGCAUAGCUGUCACUGCUGUGUUUUCUUUUUAAUAUAUAUAUAUAUUUUUUUACCUUUAGUUAACAAGGCAAGUCAGUUAAGAACAAAUUCUUAUUUUCAAUGACAGCCUAGGAACAGUGGGUUAACUACCUGUUCAGGGGCAGAACGACAGAUAUGUACCUUGUCAGCUUGGGGAUUUGAACUUGCAACCUUUCGGUUACUAGUCCAACGCUCUAACCACUAGGAUACCCUGCCUUCCUAUAUAUAUAUAUAUAGCAGUCAAAAGUUUGGGCGCACCUACUCAUUCAAGGGUUAUUGUUUAUUUUUGUGCUUUUCUACAUUGUAGAACAAUAUUGAAUACAACAAAACUAUGAAAUAACACAUGGAAUCAUGUAGUAACCUAAAAAGUCAACAUACACAACAAAUCAAUGUACACUACCGUUCAAAAGUUUGGGGUCACUUAGAAAUGUCCUGGUUUUUGAAAGAAAAGCACAUUAUUUGUCCAUUGAAAUCAAAUAGAUCAGAAAUACAGUGUAAACAUUUCAUGUUGUAAAUGACUAUUGUAGCUGGAAACGGCAGAUUUUAAAAUUGAAUAUCUACAUAGGCGUACAGAGUUUGACUAGUUGAGUAUCUGGAGCAUCAGCAUUUGUGGGUUUGAUUACAGGCUUCACAAAACGUUGCGAACUGGCUCUAACCAGAAUAGCAAGAGGAGUGGGAGGCUCUGGUGCACAACUGAGCGAGAGGACAAAUACAUUCGUGUCUAGUUUGAGAAACAGACGCCUCACAAGUCCUCAACUGGCAGCUUCAUUAAAUAGUACCUGCCAAUCACCGGUCUCGACGUCAACAGUGAAGCGGUGACUCCGGGAUGCUAUUUCAUAGUUUUGAAGUCUUCGCUAUUACAAUGUAGAAAAUAGUAAAACUAGAAAAAACCCUGGAAUGAGUAGGCAUGUCCAAACUUUUGACUGAUUCUGUCAGUUUAAAUAUACCCCACAGCUCUGGUGACAAUUUUUUAAUAAAUUUGAAAUAAAGGUUCAAAUAAAAUUUCAUUAGUCACAUACA